AGAGGCCGCCCAAGGUCGUGAAAUAGGCGCGAUCAGGUUUGAAGGUCGACCGCCUGGUUGGUAGAUCUCGUGACAAAAAUAUUGAAUAUUAGAAAGUAAGGUUCCUGGCAUGUUCGAGACAAAACUCUGACCUCAAUUUAUGUAAAAUUUACUCUUAGAGCUUCAGACAUGGAACUGAGAAAAUAAUCUGCUUGAAAGUUUGGUCAAACGUUGAAGAUCUAGUUUCUGCUCUCCACAUUUUCAGAGUUUUUGGAACUGCGAGAUAUAAAGAACAUAGUUGCAUAAUUACAUUUCCUGCCUAAUGUUGAGUAAAGGCUGUGCCAUUAAUAUUUUAUUCGCUAUUCAAAAAAGUCAUUUCAUUCCUUUGAGACAAUAUGCUGAUGGACAAAUAACUUCAUCUAUGUAUUGUAGACUUGUUAAAGAAGGAAAAAUUAGGCAUGACGAUUUCCAAUUUUCGAUUGUCAGACAACUUGAUGAACUUUGUAAGGAGUUACACUCAUACUAUAACAGAAGUCGAUUAUUAUCAGUGAUUAGUAGUCAAAGUGCUCCUAGAGGUAUUUAUCUGUACGGUUCUGUGGGUUGCGGGAAGACUAUGUUAAUGGAUUUGUUUUAUGAGUGCUGUAGUCUCGAUUACAAGUGGAGAACUCACUUCCACUCAUUCAUGUUUGAAGUACAUGGAAGGCUACAUUCUGUUCGUUCAUCUGCUCCAAGAAACAAAAAAUCAUUUGAUCCUAUUCCUCCAGUAGCGAAAAGUAUCAUUGAUCAAUACAAAUUGUUAUGCUUCGAUGAAUUUCAGGUUACAGAUAUUGCAGAUGCAAUGAUAUUAAAACGAUUAUUUGAGAAUUUAUUUAAUCUUGGCGCUGUUGUUGUUGCCACAUCAAAUCGUUGUCCGGACGAUCUAUAUAAGAAUGGGUUACAACGUGUAAACUUUGUACCUUUUAUAGGUCUUCUUAAAGAAAAGUGUCAUAUAGUCAAUUUGGAUUCUGGUGUGGAUUACCGUACAAAAAUAAGUGAAACAUUAUUCAAAGAAUCAGAUCUUCCCCUGUAUCUAGAUUAUUCUACUGGAAAUGACGAUAUACAUAAUCAACUUGAAAAAUGGUUUACAAAAUUAACAACUGAAGAUGGACAUGUUGGACCACCAGUAGUUGGAACAAUUUCAACAUAUGGGCGUGUAGUUACCUUUAAACAAACUGGUGGAAAUAUUUUAAAAUGUACAUUUGAUGAGUUGUGCAAUGUGCCUUUAGGUGCCGCUGAUUAUAUGAAUUUAACUAAACGUUUUCAUACAAUAAUUUUAUGUGAUGUACCACAAAUGGGAAUGCAUAAUUUACCAAGUUUAAAACGUUUUACACAUUUCAUUGAUGUUCUAUAUGAUACACAUACUCGUCUUAUUAUUGGUGCUAAUUGUUCACUUGAAAAUUUAUUAUUAUUAUCUAAUAAUGAUACAUCUUCUAUUGAAUUACAAUUUCAUCAUCGUCAAUUAAUGGAUGAUUUAAAGAUGAAUAUGGAUCAUCCAACGAAUAUGAAAGCAUCAAUAUUUACAGGUGAUGAAGAUUUGUUUGCUUAUUCUAGAACAUUAUCCAGAUUACAUGAAAUGCGUUCAAAAGUAUAUUGGGAUCAAAGUGGACCAAAUCGUAAAGUUGACUAAGAAAACAGAACAUAAACAUUUCAUAAAAAGAUAGAUGUUCAAUAGAGUAUUUGUCUUUAUAUCUUAUUAUCUAUGAAUUUGAAAAACAGAAAGAACAAUCCUACUUUUUACUAUUUUUUUUUCCUGUAGAUAAAAUAUUAUACACAAAUGGAUUAGUUUACAAUACCCAUACAUUUUGUAAAAUAUAGUUUUCAAUCACA
Schistosoma intercalatum is the source of this 1845-nucleotide messenger RNA. NCBI's taxonomy places the organism in Eukaryota, Metazoa, Platyhelminthes, Trematoda, Strigeidida, Schistosomatidae. The record is from the annotation of a GenBank genome assembly.